AUGCCGCUGCCUAAUGACGUCAAGCAGCUGCGUUCUUUGCUGGGUGGGCUUUCGUAUUACCGCAAAUUCAUCAAGGAUUUGGCCGUGCGCGUGAAACCACUCACCGACCUCUUGCGUAUGGACGCGAAGGUUUGUGAUACGCCGGCUAUGGCGGAUACUGUUAAGGAACUCUUGGCGAAACUGUCCGAACCUCCGGUUUUGGCUUUCCCGUAUGGGGACGCUGUCGCGGAUGGCAGCCGCCCCCUCCGGCUUUGCUGUGUGGAUGGUUUUGGUGCGGCACUUGAACAAGAACAGGUCGAUGGUUCCGUUCGCCCCAUUCUGUUCGUUAGCCGCGCUACGCUCGAAUCCGAGCGCAAUUGGAUCGUGCUCGAUUUGGAGGCUGGAGGAAUCGUGUGGGCGAUCAAACACCUGCGCGGCUGUUUUUGGUCUACGCACUUUCUGAUUUAUUUGGACCACAAGGCUUUGGACAGCAUCGUCAAGGUGGGUGAACACAACGCCCGCCUUCAACGUUGGCUCGAUUUCCUUCCCUCGUUCAAUUACACCCUUGCCUACCGCAAAGGCGCUGCCAACGCCAAUGCGGAUUUCUUUCCCGGUUGCCCUUGCCGGCAACCGAAGCGGAUAGACACGGUGAUACCAGUAUCGCAGUCGAUGACGUCGCGGGCGUUUAUCUCAUUCGUGCGUGCGGACGGAGUUAUCACUCUAGUUCGACACCGAACAUCGGCUUGGGUGGGCUUGACGUUGACGAUCCACGAGAGGCGUUGGCACACGCGCCUUUGA
Ectocarpus sp. CCAP 1310/34 is the source of this 777-nucleotide messenger RNA. Lineage: Eukaryota; Phaeophyceae; Ectocarpales; Ectocarpaceae. The record is from the annotation of a GenBank genome assembly.